AUGGACUCGACAUGUCAAAAACAGAUCGCGGCGAGCGCCGUUCAAGGCCUUCAACUCAAUAACGACGUCCUUUUAAACAUCCUCGCAUUUUCCGACCGAGAAACACUCUGCACUCUUGCACAGACGUGCCACAUCAUUCACCAGUACUGCUCAAAGUACAUCCUCCAGGACGGCGUCUUCCUCAAGUCCAAGGAGCAGUUCGUCUCUUUCGCGCAUUUCCUAGUCGGCGGCAGCGACUGGCACCACCGUAUCAGGCUGCUUCACAUAUUGGCGCUAUUCAUAAAUGAACGCUCGAGUGCGCCAGAGGGUCAACUUGGGAAGUUGCUUCAUAAGCUUUUCGUCGCACUGGCUUCCUCAGGGUCUCUCCGCCGCUUGUCGAUCUAUUUUUCGGAGAGAAUUCUGGGCUGGCAUCCCGACCUUCCCGAAGCAAUCGCCGGUCUGCACACAAUUCGAUAUCUCAUGAUUGUCGACGCAGGACCACGGGCCAUCCGGAUGCUGAAGGCAUUGCGUGCCUCUUUGCUCUAUGCUGACAUCACUAUGAAGGACACCGUGCUUCCUCCCGAAGACAAGAAUCCGAUACGCCUUCUGCAAGGCUCCCAAGGCUCCUUGCGAGAACUUGUCGCGAAGUCUUUCGUCGGCGUUCCCGAUACCCCUCAGUAUCCCCAUGUCACCACCUUCCACCUCGGCUGCACCCAAAAGGCCCCGUGGACGCAUCACUACGUUCGGGCAUUCCCGCACCUGCGGCACCUUACGACGCAGAUAUCUUACCACCACCGCUGUAACCUUGGAGAGAUAGAAAAGCGCCGCGCCAGGAAUCAGUCUGAGCAGGAGCACUUCGGCGCGUGGCCCUCGCUCAGGAGCUUCCGCGGGUCUGUCCUCAGUCUGUACCUGCUCGGCAUCCGCUGUCCGAUCCGCGCGGUCAAUAUCGACACCGAAGGCGAAGCACUGCUCUCACCCGCCGUGCUCCGUGCUGUCCUUGACGAUGCCCGGCCCCACCGUCUGCAUCUCUGCAUAGACGGGGGAUACUUGCUGGCCGAUCCCGAUGCAGGCUUCUGGCACACGUUCUCCCACCCAUGUGUCGAAGCGGUGGAACACUUUGCACUGGACGUCAGACUGAGCGUCGUUGAGCGUAGCUCGUUGGACAUCUCAGCCGCAUUGGCUGCGAUCGCCCCACACAUCGUCGCGCCGCUGCGGGACCUCCGCUCAUUCAAGCUCACGAUAGACUGCUCCCAGAUUAGCAGCGGUCGUCGUCCGCUUCGGUCUGCAGAAUACCGCCCGCUUUACCCGGUCGAGGAGGUCCUCGCGGGGUGGGACAUGAACGCAUACGCGAAUCAUAUCCGGCGGGGAACUGAGUCGUCUGGUUCACUCCAGUCAAUCACCGUCUGUCUCAAGGACCAUCGAAGCAGGGGCAACCAUACUGUGACACUCGGUUCGGAGUGCGAGGCUGAGGUUGACUCGAGCGAUGAAGAGGAUGGAGCCCGGGAUGAUUGA
This is a messenger RNA of Trametes versicolor FP-101664 SS1, 1491 nucleotides long. RefSeq lists its product as uncharacterized. The transcript is spliced from 3 exons. NCBI's taxonomy places the organism in Eukaryota, Fungi, Basidiomycota, Agaricomycetes, Polyporales, Polyporaceae. The record is from RefSeq and is a predicted model, not a curated record. The coding region runs from base 1 to 1491 and encodes 496 amino acids.